Messenger RNA from Diplodia corticola, 876 nucleotides. Its product is annotated as atp binding protein. The coding region runs from base 1 to 876 and encodes 291 amino acids. Lineage: Eukaryota; Fungi; Ascomycota; Dothideomycetes; Botryosphaeriales; Botryosphaeriaceae. Gene Ontology annotation, molecular function: GTPase activity. The record is from RefSeq and is a predicted model, not a curated record. The transcript has a single exon.
AUGAGCAAGUUCGGCACUCUGGUCAUGGGCCCGGCCGGCGCCGGCAAGAGCACCUUCUGCUCCGCCCUGAUCCAGCACCUGCGCACCCUCAAGCGCUCCUGCUUCUACAUCAACCUCGACCCCGCCGCCGACGACUUUGCGUACGAGCCCGAUGUCGACAUCAAGGACCUGAUCAGCCUCGAGGAUGUCAUGGAGGAGAUGGGCCUCGGCCCCAACGGCGGCCUCAUCUACUGCUUCGAGUUCCUGCUCGAGAACCUGGACUUUCUGACCGAGCCGCUCGAGGAAGUGACCGAAGAGUACCUCAUCGUCAUCGACAUGCCCGGCCAGAUCGAGCUGUACACGCACGUUCCCAUUCUGCCCGCCCUCGUCAAGCACCUCAUGCGCGGCUCGCUCAACAUCAACAUGUGCGCCGCCUAUCUGCUCGAGGCCACCUUCGUCGUCGACCGCGCCAAGUUCUUCGCCGGCACCCUCUCCGCCAUGAGUGCCAUGCUCAUGCUGGAAAUGCCGCACAUCAACGUCCUGAGCAAGAUGGACUUGGUCAAGGACCAGCUGGCCAAGCGCGAGCUCAAGCGCUUCAUCACCCCGGACGCUGGCUUGAUGGAAGACGAUCCGGCCCACAAGCUCGAGUUCGAGAGCGCCGGCGACCCGGCUGCGACCGAGAGCGUCAUGACGGGUUCCUCGUUCAACAGACUGAACAAGGCGGUCGCGGGACUGAUCGAUGACUUCAGCAUGGUUUCUUUCCUCAAGCUCAACGUGCAGGAUGAGGACAGCGUGAACGCAAUCCUCAGCUACAUCGACGACGCUAUACAAUACCAUGAAGCGCAAGAGCCGCAUGAGCCGCUAGACGAGAUCGAUACGGGCAUGGAUGACAGUUGA